UGGGGUCUCGUUAUAGCUUGAAACCUCCAUACCAAGAAAUCCACCGGCCUGCAAUCGAGCCAUUGGAUGCUGAUGCUUCUUCUUCUUCCUCCUUCUCUUCCUGCAUAUUCAUCUUUACCCUCUACACUGGUUAAUUCACCGCAGAACAUCAUCUCCCCAGUCCUCGCUCAUCUCGAAUCCCCCCCAGCUUCAUCAUCCUACUAACCGGCGCUCGAAGCUCUCCCUAUAACGAGAUUCUCAACCUCCGUCGCCCGUCAUGGCCGACGUUCGAGCCCUUCUCCGCCAACAGCGAGCAGCCCGGCGCAUCAACCACCCACACGCCAUCUACUCCGACGCCGGCAAGCUCCUCUGCACGCUCUGCCGCGACCAGAUCCGAGCCGAGGCGCAUUGGGACGCCCACCUCCUGAGCGAGAAACACAAGAAGCUGCUCGCCGUCACUUUGCAGAAAGCCAAUGGCGAGGAUAAUCAGGACGAGGCUGAGGCUGAGGCUGAGGCUGAAACUGGUGAAGAUGCCAGAGUGGCAGACGACGCAACGUCCACCACCUCUCAGAAGCGGAAGCUGGACGAUGCCAUGGGCACAGACGAGGAAGAUGUGGACAUGGACCAGGAUGACGACGAGGCGCGCAGGAAACGGAGCCGGCCCGAAGCGCAAUCCGAGAAGCCAGCCUCGGUUUCAGAUCCGUCUCGUAAAAAGUCCGUCAUGCCGUCGCACGGCGUCGAAGUCCAGAUCCCUUCACGAUCCUCAACGCCCAUCCACCACCGCGAGCACUCCUCCUCCUCCUCCGUACACUCCCAGCCCACCGGUGGCCCAACAGCAGCAGCAGCAACAGCAGCCAUAACAACCUCAACGAUAACAACCUCCCUCCCCUCCCGCCAAGCCAGCAAUCUCGCCACACCAGCAUCCUCCUCCUCCAUGAUGAGCGUCCAAUACACAAAUCCUCAACCCUCCACCACAGCCCCUGCCGCUACAACAUCAACAACGGCUACAACAGCACAACCAGCACAAGCCCAACAAGUCGACGAAGACGAGUGGGCCGCCUUCGAAGCCGACAUCGCCGCCACCACAGCCGCCGAAACCGCCUACGACGACGCCGUGAUAUCCCGUCCCGCCAUGACGGCCGAAGAAUCCGCCGCUGCCAAGGAAGCCGCCGCCGCCGAAGCAGAAGCGAGCCAGAACCCAGAGUCCCGCAAAUCCAAGGCUGACGUGGACAUUGAGGACGAGCGCGAGGAAGCCACCCGCGCGCUGGAGGAGGAGUUUGAGGAGAUGCAGGAGCUGGAGGCGCGAGUUCAGCGGCUAAAGGAGAAGCGAGAGGCGCUGCUGCGCAACCGGAGAGAGAGCCUAGUAGAGCCACCCAUUGCUGCGGCGAUGGAUAUUCCUGAACCUCAGGAGGCAGCAAAGCCUGCACAAGACGCGCAAGACGAUGAGGCAAAAGAGAAUGUCAAGGCUGCCGAGCAUGUCGACGAUACAGAGGUUGAUGAUGAUGAUGACGAUGAAGACGAAGACGACUGGGAUGGCUUCCGCUUCCGAACAGGGCGGUAAGCAACAAGUGAAUGAAACAGAACUUCACGGUGGGCGCUGGCGCAAUAUGAAUGCAUAAAGCCAUGAUGAUCUUGUUUUUCCUUCUCUCUUUGUUUCUUGUCAUGCUCUUCACAUCAUAUUUAAGAACCAACUAAUAAUGCAUGGACUCGGCGUAUAAGUAUUGAAUAGAUGCCUGCAUCCACUUAUUCUCAUAGCUAAAAGCAGUCAAUAGGCAGUAAAACUGCUCUACAUAUGAACAUAUAUAUAUAUCUAUGUAUAUGUAUAUAUAGAUAGCUAUAACCACAACUCAGGUAGCAAUUUCAA
Molecule: messenger RNA, 1843 nt
Organism: Trichoderma asperellum CBS 433.97
Lineage: Eukaryota; Fungi; Ascomycota; Sordariomycetes; Hypocreales; Hypocreaceae
Biological process (GO): mitotic DNA replication checkpoint signaling; mitotic DNA damage checkpoint signaling; nuclear DNA replication
Cellular component (GO): nucleus; spliceosomal complex
Molecular function (GO): zinc ion binding; nucleic acid binding
Source: RefSeq, a predicted model, not a curated record